Polypterus senegalus (gray bichir) is the source of this 2758-nucleotide messenger RNA. Its product is annotated as twinfilin-2. Lineage: Eukaryota; Metazoa; Chordata; Cladistia; Polypteriformes; Polypteridae. The transcript has 11 exons. Gene Ontology annotation, biological process: regulation of lamellipodium assembly; positive regulation of neuron projection development; actin filament depolymerization. Gene Ontology annotation, molecular function: actin monomer binding; actin filament binding. Gene Ontology annotation, cellular component: cytoplasm; myofibril; actin filament. The coding region runs from base 159 to 1241 and encodes 360 amino acids. The record is from RefSeq and is a predicted model, not a curated record.
AAGUGAGGCUCGGGCGGGCCGCUUCCUGAUGCCGAGGUGCUAGACUGGAUAGCAGUAAGCAGAACUGGGGUGUUACAGAAAGAAGACAGAUCUGCACGCCAGGGCCACUACGAAUAGACGCACAACGGCUUAAGUGAGGCAAAGACAUCACCGCUGCAAUGUCGCACCAGACCGGGAUCCACGCAACUCCAGAACUCAAGGAAUUCUUUGCCAAAGCACGAAAUGGAUCAGUGAGACUGAUUAAAGUGGUCAUUGAAGAUGAGCAGCUGGUUUUGGGUGCAUACAAAGAGCCUUCACGUUCCUGGGAAAAGGAUUAUGACAGCUUUAUUCUUCCUACACUGGAUGAGCAGGAACCAUGCUACAUUCUCUUCCGCCUUGACUCUCAAAAUGCCCAGGGCUAUGAAUGGCUGUUCAUCUCCUGGUCUCCAGAUCAGUCCCCGGUGAGGCUGAAGAUGUUGUAUGCUGCAACGCGAGCCACAGUGAAGAAGGAGUUUGGGGGUGGACACAUUAAGGAUGAAAUGUUCGGGACACUUAAGGAAGACAUUUCUUUCCAGGGUUACCAAAGACACAUCUCUUCUUGUGCUGCCCCAGCCCCACUGACUGCUGCUGAACAGGAGCUGCAACAAAUUAAAAUCAAUGAGGACAAGGUGGUGCGGGACUCCAGGCGCAGGAUGGUGAAGACAGAAAUUAGCGUUGAAAGCAAGCAUCAGACUCUUCAGGGCCUGGCUUUUCCCCUCCAAGAAGCAGCCCAACAGGCCAUCCUUCUGCUCAAACAGGGCAAAGUAAACUAUGUCCAGCUGAAACUGGAUACAGAGCGAGAAACCAUUGAACUUGUCCACACCAACCCAACAGAAAUCCCUGACCUGCCUCGGCGCAUUCCGAAUGACACCCCACGCUACCACUUUUUUCUGUACAAGCAUUCUCAUGAGGGCGACUACCUCGAAUCUGUGGUAUUCAUCUACUCCAUGCCCGGGUACAAAUGCAGUAUAAAGGAGCGGAUGCUCUACUCAAGCUGUAAGAGCCGCCUUUUGGAUGAAGUGGAGCAAGACUUCCAGCUGGAAAUCGCCAAGAAGAUAGAAAUUGACAAUGGGGAAGACCUGACAGCAGACUUCCUCUAUGAAGAGGUGCACCCGAAGCAACAUGCUUUUAAGCAGGUUUUCUCCAAACCCAAAGGACCGGCUGGCAAGCGAGGCAUGAAGCGGAUCAUCAAGGGCCCAGGCGAGAAUGGAGAGGAUAGCUAAAAGCGCACGAACCUGUUUACACCACUCUGCUGAUGGUGCUGGCUUCCAUCCCAGUGCUAGGGCUACACUCUUUGGCACCCUUGCCUACCCCUCAUGCUGGUGCUAGAUACUUGGCCGCCCUGCAUCCCAAUGACAGACACUUUUUGUUUUUUUGUUUUUUUCUUCCAUUUUGCAACUUCAGAAAUUUUCAAUUGAGAAUCACUGCAAAGGAUUCCAUUGCCUGACUGACACAUGCAUCUCCAAUAGCUUACCGUUGAGUUCUUCCAUCUUCUCCCCUCACUUUAGUUCUAACUUUCCUUGUACUUGUCAGCAUUGGAGAUGGCUGUGCACUUUUUCAGUUCUUAAUGAAGAGUCCAGUGCUGAGCUUACCCCCCUUUUUAUAUACAAAUAUGCACGUAUAUAUUUCCCUUCACACCACGCUGUUAGACGUUUGAUCCUCUGUUUCUUUCAAUGAGGACUAUGUUAACACCGAGACUCCUGCCUUAGAGAUGCUGCCUGUAGUGGUAAUUUCCUCAUCCCACACGAGACGUACUGCGCGGCAUGAAGAUCCCCUUUCUCUAAUGUCCACAGUCUGACCACCAAACUCUAUCCCAUGUUCUUUGGUGGCCCGACACUGCCUACUUUGGGUAUCAUGUUAUUUGCUCUCAACAAAAAAGUUAAACUUUCUUUCAUUUUUGUUCUUGUAAUGCAGAAUGCUGUUUCUGCUUCCCUCUUUUUCUUCCUGACAGACUGACUGUUUAAUGCAAAAUAGACUCUUAUGUAUUGUGCAGAAGUCCAUCUCCGAUUUUUAAAGCAUUCCAUCUUGUUUAUAAUUGUGGAGUACCCGUUGGGCACCGUGCCACAAUUGUUUUUUUUUUCUCCUCCCCAAGUGGCUUAAACCGAUGCUCAUGAGCAGUUGCUGUCUCCAUGCAUCACUAAAAGUCAUUCAGAAGUAACGUUUACUUGAGCUGGCUAAUGGACUCUUUCCUUUUCUUACCUCUUCCUGUUUCCUGGACUGUCAAAUCCAGUAUGCUGAUGGGGUAGCACAUUGGAAGGCCCACAUUUCUGAAUUGCGUAUGGCAGUCUUCUAUGAUGUUUCUCCAGCAACCUUCAUGAGGUGAGUUGUUGGGGGUAUUUAAUUUUAGAUCAAGACCCUCACCGGGCAGGAGAGUGAAUAUUUGGUUGGUCUACAACCAUCGCUAUGUUACAAUGCAUUUAUGUACAACAGCAAAAAUAUUUCUUGACUUUUUUUUUUCUUUAAUUUCCUUAUGAAAUGAUUGUGCUGACUUUAUAAAUACAAAGUCCUGUACAUAAAGAUUGAUCUGAAAUACCCAGAGGAAUGUAAUCAUGGUGUCUAAAAUCUUUAAAGCAAAUUACAGAUGGAGUUCUUGACUGUAGUGGUUCUUGAAAUAAACUUUAUUUUUUUCUGAAAAAUUAAAAAGAUAAAUUGUCAAGUAAAAGUAGACCUCUUUAUUUAUGGCGAAUGUGAAUCAAAUACUGUUGAACAAAUAAAAUGUGCAUAUUUUGUACCCUCUGAA